Ailuropoda melanoleuca (giant panda) is the source of this 456-nucleotide messenger RNA. RefSeq names its product pro-melanin concentrating hormone (gene PMCH). NCBI's taxonomy places the organism in Eukaryota, Metazoa, Chordata, Mammalia, Carnivora, Ursidae. Bases 1 to 456 code for a protein of 151 amino acids. The transcript is spliced from 2 exons. Gene Ontology annotation, biological process: behavior; chemical synaptic transmission. The record is from RefSeq and is a predicted model, not a curated record. Gene Ontology annotation, molecular function: melanin-concentrating hormone activity; type 1 melanin-concentrating hormone receptor binding.
AUGGCAAAAAUGAGUCUCUCUUCCUACCUGUUAAUACUAACUUUUUCUCUGUUUUCUCAAGGCAUUUUACUUUCAGCAUCCAAGUCCAUAAGAAAUUUAGAAGAUGACAUGGUAUUUAAUACAUUCAGGCUGGGGAAAGCCUUUCAGAAGGAAGAUACUCCACAAAAAUCUGUUGUCGCUCCUUCUCUGGAACAAUAUAAAAAUGAUGAGAGCAGUUUCAUGAACGAUGAGGAAAACAAAAAUUCAAAGAACACAGGCUCCAAACAUAAUUUCUUAAAUCAUGGUCUGCCACUGAAUCUGGCUAUAAAACCUUAUCUUGCACUAAAAGGAUCUGUAGCUUUUCCAGCUGAGAAUGGAGUUCAGAAUACUGAAUCAACACAAGAAAAGAGAGAAAUUGGGGAUGAAGAAAACUCAGCUAAAUUUCCUAUAGGAAGGAGAGAUUUUGACAGUGAGUAG